Anopheles nili is the source of this 1185-nucleotide messenger RNA. RefSeq names its product serine protease easter-like. Gene Ontology annotation, molecular function: serine-type endopeptidase activity. Bases 1 to 1185 code for a protein of 394 amino acids. Lineage: Eukaryota; Metazoa; Arthropoda; Insecta; Diptera; Culicidae. The transcript has 3 exons. Gene Ontology annotation, biological process: proteolysis. The record is from RefSeq and is a predicted model, not a curated record.
AUGAAAACACUCCGUCCUCUACAUGGCGGUUUGCUGCUGUGUGUUUUCCUUUCGUUAGUUCUUUCAGCUAGUUCCAGUGAAGCACGUCCUCAGUUGGACGCUAAUGAUGGCUUCUCGACGACCAUGUUUCCGAUAUUUCUACGCAGCCGUUUCAAUCCCCGAAACGAGCUGCUACUCUGGGAGAAGGUUCCGGUAGGCCCAAACGGUCGGCCUAAGGGUGCUGAACAGCGUACUUCAAGCUGGUCGGAAAAGCCAGUCAUCGAGUCCACGACCCAACAAUCAACGAACGUCGAUCAACCGGUCACAGAAGCAAUGUCGGAAGCACCAACGUUGGACAUAGAAGAGAUGUAUGAAACGACAGCACCAGAGUUAGAGGAGGUGUCUGAGGCGCCAACGCCAGACAUAGAGUGUGGAACUUUAGCACCUGGAUCCGAUGGGUUUCCCUGGAUUGCCGUGCUGGAACAUGCCGGUCCUCCGCCGGGUGCAGGUCGUAAACGAACGCUCAGCAAGGGUGUCCUGAUUGACCGACAGCACGUCCUGACGACUGUGUCCAGUGUGCACAACUCUCACCCAUCUUGGGUAGUUACCGCCGUUCGGUUGGGUGAUGUCCCAACGCGCCGUCAGAGUAAUGUCACAUGGAUAAUCGGUGCCGGAAGGCGAGCUCAAGCUAACACGCUGCGGAUCCCGAUUGACAUGAUCUUCCUGCAUGACACAAAGGAUGUGGCAUUGAUUCGUCUAGCGAAUGGAGGUGUGCAGGAGUUCAGCGAUUCGGUGAGGCCUAUCUGCAUGCCUCAGGAGGACUAUCGGUUGGAGAGCUUCAAGCUAGCGUCACAUGUGUGCAAACGGCAGCAAGGAACCGGACAAGGCAACGGUAGGGUUGUUAGCAGCUGGCUGGAACCUAUUGAGCUGCUCAGCCCUGACAGCUGUAAUGAUCUUCUGCAACCGUACGGAGCCCGUCUGCCGGUGAAGAGCUUCUGCGCGAAGAAGUCCACCACUGACAACUGCACCGGAUCGCUCGGAGGUCCUGCCGUGGCUAACAUGCGGGGCAAAUAUCACGUGGUUGGGCUGAGCUCAUAUGUAUUUACUGAGACCAUUGUCGACGGGGCAAACGUUCCAAGCAUAUACGUACGAGUUGGCGGUUUGCGUAAAUGGAUAUCAGCCGUAAUCAAAGCUAUCAGCGAAUGA